AUGCCCACACACUCGGAGGAAGAGAGGCCGUCAAGCAACAUCGAGCCCGGAAGCAAUGGCAGCUCUUCUUCUCCUGUCGGGGAGAUGGGCACGCCAUCUGACAUUUCCCCUCCGUCUCCGGUGCCACCUGGUCAUCAGGUCUGCAAAGGAGAAGAGGACACGACACAGUCGAACGACGUCGUGGUAUGCCGCGGCAAGAAUUGGCGUUAUGUAUCCUUUUUCCAGGGGCCGUGGUUAAAAUUGCCCAUUCAGGUCCUAGAAAUCAUUGCUACCAUAAACUACGACCACCCCCGACCUCGUCCCCUUGACCCAGCUGUUGUGUUUGAUGUCCUGAAGAUUCGCAAAGCAGUCGAUCAGGCAGAUGGCAUCGCCGGAGGAGCUGCCAUUGAUUUGGGUCCUUCGACGCUUGUCAAUGUGGACGGAGGCGCUUCACAUUUCAGCCUCGCACGCCAUCACAAAAAGCUGAGUGGUGAGAGGAAGCUGCGGAUGAGAGAGCAGGCAUGCCAAAAGCUUGCUCAUGCGUAUCGUUUGGACGAGAUAGCUUGUAGUGUUGCAACAAGGCGAACCUCGACUGCUUUGAAAGAAGUCGCUGGCUUGGUGUUGCAACGAAAACGCGAUGACCUUCACGCCAAAUAUGUUUACUUUUUCCAUGAAAAGAUAGCGCCGGGGCAACUGGUUGACACAACAAGCCUUUCGUCCUUGAACGACAUAAUUGAGUCGGCGCAUGACCAGGCAGAAGUCCUUCGCACUCGGGCACUGGCCAAAGUUCUCUUGGAUGAUCUCGAUGGCGCUAUGCAAGAUCUGACAAGGGCGCUGGACCUGCAGGGGCAUCGUCUUCGCCCCCGUGGACUGGGAAGGAUACGCGGCACUGUGGUGCCAGAGGAGGACCAGCCCAGCGGCCUCUCUGCACAGUUGCUCUUCCACCGAGCUUCGGUACAAAUCCUGAUGGCUUGUCGAUAUGUCGAUCCGAGCAUCGGCCCCUCGCCGCCUCAGGAGCCUCCAGGUGGAGAUGAAGAUGCGAAUGCAACGCCUGGGGAUGUUGUCGAGACACAAGAGGUGUCAAGUGAACAGCUUGAAAACCGAAGGCGCGUGAAGAAGCUGGCUAGACGGGCAUUGAACGACUACACAUGCUUUCUCUCCUGUUUCGACUACUCCCCGAACGUACCAAAAGCGGCCGACUCCGAGUUUAACGCACGCGUCGCACAAGCAGUGAAUAGUGAUCGCAAGCCGUACAGACCUUUCGAAACCGGCAGCGCCUCUGGGGAGCACACGUACCCCGUAUCUCGCCUCUUUGCAGCUGUGUCACCUCAAGAUCUCCCUCCCCACCCAUUCCUAGAAAUCGGGGAAAGGGUUGGGAUCAAGACCACGGCGCAAAUUGGCCAAGAGCCUACGACAAGCGAGAAAGUCACGUAUCAUCCCCUCCUGGCUGAAGCCCUGCACGCCUUACUCCUCUGCCACUGUCUCCUGCAAACGUCGGUCAAGGAACUGCAGCGCCACGCCCAAAUGGUUGCUCGUCUGAUGCGAAUAUCCGACGGCUUUCCUGUAUUUCGCGCCACCACAUCUCCAGCUCAAUACGACUGGGUAGAAGUCCUCCGCCGGACAACGAGCUCGCUCCCUCUGGGGCCGCACUGGGAAAUCCUCUGCACACCCGCAUUCGUGGGUGCCGAUGCAGCGCACCGCGCCCUAGCGUCUGCCGUCACAUCUCUGAUAAGACGAGACGGUGCGGGAACAUGCUCGCCAGACGAUGAGAGACGUGGGCUCUCCGGGGCCUCGUCUCAAACGAGUAUCAGUGAGCCCCUGGGUGACCUUGUCCUCGUAGCACCACCCACACCAACAUUCAAGUGUGACUUGUGUUUACCCCGGGAUCCGAGCCGCGGCGACGCAUGCGAGCACCAUCCGCUGCUGACAGAGAGGGCAGCAGCCAUUGCACGCUGGGUCCUCGAAGUGCCGAUAGUAACGGGCAUGACGAGGAGGAGGAAGCGGUCCAAACGGACGGGCGUCGAGGCCGAUGGGCUGUCGGCCGAGAUGAGCGGGUUGGACACGGUUGGAGAGUGA
Metarhizium album ARSEF 1941 is the source of this 2055-nucleotide messenger RNA. RefSeq lists its product as uncharacterized. The coding region runs from base 1 to 2055 and encodes 684 amino acids. The transcript has 2 exons. The record is from RefSeq and is a predicted model, not a curated record. NCBI's taxonomy places the organism in Eukaryota, Fungi, Ascomycota, Sordariomycetes, Hypocreales, Clavicipitaceae.